Messenger RNA from Arachis stenosperma, 1126 nucleotides. Its product is annotated as RNA-binding protein 1-like. The coding region runs from base 168 to 938 and encodes 256 amino acids. NCBI's taxonomy places the organism in Eukaryota, Viridiplantae, Streptophyta, Magnoliopsida, Fabales, Fabaceae. The transcript is spliced from 6 exons. Gene Ontology annotation, molecular function: mRNA binding. The record is from RefSeq and is a predicted model, not a curated record.
UCUGAAGCUGGGGUAGACGGGGGUAGCUCCAGAAGGGAGUGAGAAAAUAGCACGGAGCUUGUUCAGCUGCAUCAUCAGCACCCUACGCUCGAUUAGGGUUUCUCUUCCAAAAUUCAUUCUCCAAAUUAAGGUUUCCUCGUUCCCCUUUUCCUUCUCAAUCCCUCGCCAUGACCGACGGCUUCUGGAACCGCCAGCAGCAGGCCAUGCUCCCUCACGCCGGCAUGCUCAAGCGACCUCGUUCCGACUACGAUAUACCAACUUCUGGUCUGACAUCAGGUAAUGAGUUGCAUAAUUAUAUUGCUCGUGACAAUGACCGAACUGGUCAUGGAAUGAUAAAGGACACAAAAACAAUUGGGUCUGCAUAUGACCGCUACCUUCAGAGUGGGCAACUUUCAUCGUUCACUUCCGGCGAAGCGAGUACAAUUGGUGGUCUCGGAUUGUCAAGGGGGGUUGGUGGAUUGCCAGGUCAAUCAUUAAGUGAUCCUUCUCUAAUCGGGCGUCAUGGAGUUGGCGGUCCUGAUCUUGCUCCAAAUGGGCGGGGGGUUGGUUAUGGUGGUCAGCUACCAGGAGAUGCAGUUUCUAGGCCAGGGCCAGAAACGGUUCCUCUACCUCCGGAUGCUUCAAGUACUUUAUAUGUUGAAGGUCUCCCUUCUGAUAGCAAAAGAAGGGAAGUGGCUCACAUUUUUCGUCCCUUUGUUGGAUAUAGAGAAGUGAGGCUUGUGAGCAAAGAAUCCAAACAUCGUGGUGGAGAUCCUCUUAUUCUUUGUUUUGUGGAUUUUGCAAAUCCAGCUUGUGCAGCAACUGCAAUGAGUGCCUUGCAAGGGUACAAAGUAGAUGAACUCAAUCCCGAGUCUAGUCACCUUCGGCUUCAGUUCUCUCGAUUUCCUGGUCCUAGAAGUGGAGCUGGACCUCGUGGCGGUGGCGGUGGCAAGAGGUGAGUUGAUUCACAUAGGCCAAGAUGAAGCACAAUUUUCUUUAAACAAAUCUAACAAAUGUGGAUAUUUUGGGUUACAUAUUACUGUGGUGUAUCAUUAUUGCUAACUUUGUUAUGGAUAUUUUGUCUGAUUUAUAGUAGAUUUUAUUGUGUUGUCCAAAACAAUGUGGUAUUCAAUUUUUUUCACCGUUA